AUGAUAUUCGAAUUGAUCGCUAAAUAUUAUCCGUUUGCAGUUCCACAACAGGUCAACCAACUCACCUUGGAGGAGCUCAAUGCAUUGACAGUUUGGCAAAGAAUCCAAUUGAAAGACUGGAGAGUUGAGUUUUUCACCUUGGGAUUCACCCUCAUUUUUGUUGCUUUAUUUAAGGCGGGUGACUUGUACAACCAGUCAAAGGUUACUAAAUUUUUGAACAACGUUAAGCCAACAUUUGCUAAACAAUUUUUCCAGUUUGGUGUGGCACCAAACAAGCUUUACAUCAAAGAUAGUUCUGAAAACUACUCUUCUUAUGCCACUGGUCGCUUAAACAUUGCCAAGGUUGAUUUGAAAUUUGUGUUGGCCCCUCGCCACAAUCUUUUCCUUUGGAUCAUGGAAGUAUUGCUUGGUCUUUUUACUAGCAACGUUCAACCUCCUCAAGAUACUGUUGAAGUGGUCAUCACUCCUCUGGGUAAAUACGAUAACUUUAUCUCAGCUGUCGUUUCAAAAUUGGGUAUGAAUGAUGCUAGAAAAGCUAACUACUUUUUGUCAUUAUGCAAAACAACAGAUUCGCCAAACUUACCAGAAAGCUUUGUUUACAUGAGUGAAGCUCACGAAUUUCAAGACAAAUUGACCACCACUGAAUUUAAACAAGCUUUGACUUUACCAAGUGCCUCGUUCAUCAAAUUUGUUGCUUUUACUGAUCAACCAGAAGCAAAGCCUGAAUCAUUAAGAGAUUUCCUUCCAAACAGAAGAGUGAUUAUCAGGUUGAGCCUUACUACUAGUAAAUCUGAUCACAAGGUCAUUGGUGAAGUAUUGGAUGCUGUUUUCAACGUUGUUGAUAAAUUGUCAGACCAAGCCAUUACAUUCAAACCAGAAACAGUAAAGAGAAUUGUCAAGACCAGAGAUGCAGAAAUUGAAAAGUACAAGAAAUUGGAACAGGAAAUAAAGAAUGAGAAGUUGGCUGAAGAACAAUCCAAAUUGAAGAGAGAAGAGAGAGACAAAUUGAGAAACUUGUCCCGAGAAGAGCAAUUGAAGGCUGAUAAAAAGGCUCAAGAAAAGAAGCAGAAGAGGUUGCAAAAGAAACAGAGAGUUAGGAUGUAA
Molecule: messenger RNA, 1104 nt
Organism: Lodderomyces margitis
Lineage: Eukaryota; Fungi; Ascomycota; Pichiomycetes; Serinales; Debaryomycetaceae
Exons: 2
Coding region: 1-1104 (367 amino acids)
Biological process (GO): endoplasmic reticulum calcium ion homeostasis
Cellular component (GO): endoplasmic reticulum
Molecular function (GO): calcium ion binding
Source: RefSeq, a predicted model, not a curated record